GUACCGUACGCGUCUGCUGGCGGGUAGGCGCAGGUGGUGGCGGCGUCAUUGCCGCAGGGAGAAGUGACAUCCGGUUUCCUCAGGAAUGUUCUGUACAGGAAGGGAAGGAAGAAGAUACGUCAUUGAGCCCGGAGCCGAGGUCAAGGACCUAGUGCUAGUGAUAUGACAGGGAUGAGUCCGUCAGGCGACACCAGGAUCACCAUCUGUGUUGAGGGUAACCUCGCCAGCGGCAAGACCACACUUCUGGGACACAUCAGGAGCCGCUCUGGUGUCGAAGUCAUUGAAGAGCCGGUGGGCACGUGGAGAAACGUAGCCAAUGCUAAUCUGUAUGCUCUUCUCGUCGAGGACCGGGACCGCUGGGGCUUCAUGUUCCAGAGUUACGCCCAGCUGACCAUGGCUGACAUCCACGCACGACCGUCCUCCGCUGCCGUCAAAGUCAUGGAGCGGUCAAUCUACAGCGGCCGACACGUGUUUGUGGAGAAUCUGUACCGGACGGGAAGGAUGACCGACGUCGAGUACACCGUCCUGGACCAGUGGUACAGUUGGCUAACUACAUGCCUGGACAUCAACCCUCAACUGAUCGUGUACCUGCGAAGCUCACCGGAAGUGGUAUUCGAGCGCAUGCGGCAGCGGUGCCGUGAUGAAGAAAGCACCAUGUCGCUGUCCCAUGUGAGGGACAUCCACGCCCUACACGAGGAGUGGCUGCUGGGGGCCACCCGCCACACACCCUCCUGUCCUGUCCUCGUGCUGGACGCCGACAAGGACACAGCUCAGGUAAGACGGGAAUUGGACAGCAAGAUAGGAACAUAUCUCCACGACUCCGAAUGAAAACGUUCGAGGACGGCCGACGGCAACCUCCAAUGUAGUCAGCAACGAAGUGUCUCUGUGAUAAGCUUAUAACACUCACUGACUCUGUCACUCACACCCCCUCCUUCCGUACGUUUCGACAUAUUGCAUCCUGCGGUCUGACAGCAUCGAAUUAUAUUACAUCCUAGAAUAUCUAGGCG
Messenger RNA from Pollicipes pollicipes, 1007 nucleotides. Its product is annotated as thymidine kinase 2, mitochondrial. Bases 163 to 828 code for a protein of 221 amino acids. Gene Ontology annotation, cellular component: cytoplasm; mitochondrion. Gene Ontology annotation, biological process: nucleobase-containing compound metabolic process. NCBI's taxonomy places the organism in Eukaryota, Metazoa, Arthropoda, Thecostraca, Pollicipedomorpha, Pollicipedidae. The record is from RefSeq and is a predicted model, not a curated record. Gene Ontology annotation, molecular function: ATP binding; deoxynucleoside kinase activity. The transcript is spliced from 7 exons.